CGUGCCAAAUUGUUAUUGGACAGAGGAAAGCUUUCGAGAUUCGUGUAUCUCGACCUCUCUCGGUGGUUCCGCGAUGCGCUGGUGGUUUCUACCCCGUGCCAAAAUCUCUAUCAUCUCCGUCAGAAAGGACGUCGUCUCGUACUCCCCCGACGUCUCCCCAUUCCCCCUCCGUGCGAUGCAGAACGUCCAUGGCUGUGAUGGGACACGAGAAUCUUUCCGUGAUUGUGGCAGAGACCGGGUGGCCUAGCUCCGGGAUUGAUUAUGGCGAAGACGACGCGACGUUGCUGUAUAGCGAGAUGUUCUUGAAAGGUUUGUUGGCGCAUUUGAGGAGCGGUGGUGGGACGAAGAUGAUGGUGGUGGAGGGAAAGGAAGAAGAUUGGUGGAGGUUUUGGUUGGGUUCUUGGUGGGGGUGGUGAUGCUUUAUCUGUUGGUGUAAACGAGAGCCAUGUCUCUCUUCUCAGAUCUCGUCAACCUCAACCUCUCCGACUCCACCAAGCAAAUCAUUGCCGAAUACAUAUGGUCUCAUUAUCUCUGUUUCUUACUAUUGCUAUGAUCCAAAAGAUUUUGCCUUUGAUAUUGAUCUCUUCUUAUGUUUUGACGUGUACACCAUAAAGCUUGUCUCUUUCUUUGUUGUCGUUUUCUGAGUUUUUGAUAUGUUUGUAUGGAUUGUGAAUGAGCAGGAUCGGUGGAUCUGGAAUGGACAUUAGAAGCAAAGCCAGGAUGCAACACCGUUCCGUGAUGCAGUAAAGAAAACAAACGGAGAAGAGGAUAGCAAAUCCAGUUUACUUGUUGAUGAUCAUGGUUCCAUGCUGAAGCAAAAGGGAUUCAAUCACUAUGUGACAGAUACAUUAUACAGUGGUUAUUUAGGAGUAGAGCUCAAGUAUGAGAAAUUUAUGGGGCCUGUUUAUUACCAAAGGCUGCGUCACAUGGUCUCAGACAAGUUCCAGGUUAGAUCUACAGGAAUGGUUGAUCAGCUAACUCGUCAGCCAAUCAAAGGAAGGAGACGAGGUGGAGGGAUUCGAUUUGGUGAAAUGGAAAGAGACUCAUUGCUUGCUCAUGGAGCUUCCUAUCUAUUACACGACAGGCUCCACACCUCUUCAGAUCAUCACAUUGCGGAUGUGUGUUCCCUGUGUGGAAGCUUGCUGACUUCUUCGGUUUUGAACGUUCAACAGAAGAAGCUGAUUCGAGAGAUUGGAAAUUUACCACCUGGUAGGACUCCAAAGAAGGUAACUUGCGCUUCUUGCAAGACAAGCAAAGGGAUGGAGACUGUCGCAAUGCCGUACGUGUUCAGGUACUUGGCUGCAGAAUUGGCGUCAAUGAAUAUUAAGAUGACCCUUCAGUUAAGCAACAGUGGUGAAGGAAGCGACAGUGAAGGAGUCUAGUUCAUGGGGGCAUAUGUUUUAUGAAUAUUGUCUUAAAAUUUUGAUGGAUUAGCACAAUAUAUGCUUCUUCUACAACAACUUUAUUACUCUUGUUCCUUUUCUGGUGUUAAAAUGAUUUGUCUUAGAGAUUUAUAAACCAGUGGAUUUGAUUAUUCAAUACCAUUAAUCUGUAUGAUGACAUGUUUAAUCAAAUUGCUCGUUGUUUGUAGGAACAACAUUUGCAAUUGAGUGAUCCCAAGAACAUAAUCCAUUUCCAUUUAGAUUUAAGAUAUCGAGUUGGGGGGAAAAGAGUUAUUUGAUUAAAUAGUAAGGCUGUAAAUCAUACAAAUACUUGCAGGUUUUACAUCUAAACAACAUCUCUCUCUCUCUUAUUACACGCAUACUGAAGCAAAUACUGAUAAGAACUUGGCUCACUUUCCGGGAACGAAGUUGGUUGCGAAGGCCCAUGCGUUGUUGUUGACUGGAUCAGCUAGAUGGUCAGCAAGGUUCUCCAAGGGUCCCUUACCAGUGACAAUGGCUUGAACAAAGAAUCCAAACAUAGAGAACAUAGCCAAUCUUCCGUUCUUGACCUCCUUCACCUUCAACUCCGCGAAAGCCUCUGGGUCGGUAGCCAAGCCCAAUGGGUCGAAGCUGCCUCCUGGGUAGAGCAAGUCCUCGGCCUCUCCCAAGGGCCCGUUUCCUGCAACUCUGUAACCUUCAACGGCUCCCAUCAAGAUCACUUGAGUAGCCCAAAUAGCCAAAAUGCUCUGAGCAUGAACCAAGCUUGGGUUUCCCAAGUAGUCAAGUCCUCCGUCGCUGAAGAUCUGUGAGCCAGCCUUGAACCAAACCGCCUCUCCGAACUUGACUCCAUUCCUGGCCAGCAACCUCUCCGAACCAAGAUUCUUGCGUCUUCCCGGAGUUGCUGGCCAGGAAUGGAGUCAAGUUCGGAGAGGCGGUUUGGUUCAAGGCUGGCUCACAGAUCUUCAGCGACGGAGGACUUGACUACUUGGGAAACCCAAGCUUGGUUCAUGCUCAGAGCAUUUUGGCUAUUUGGGCUACUCAAGUGAUCUUGAUGGGAGCCGUUGAAGGUUACAGAGUUGCAGGAAACGGGCCCUUGGGAGAGGCCGAGGACUUGCUCUACCCAGGAGGCAGCUUCGACCCAUUGGGCUUGGCUACCGACCCAGAGGCUUUCGCGGAGUUGAAGGUGAAGGAGGUCAAGAACGGAAGAUUGGCUAUGUUCUCUAUGUUUGGAUUCUUUGUUCAAGCCAUUGUCACUGGUAAGGGACCCUUGGAGAACCUUGCUGACCAUCUAGCUGAUCCAGUCAACAACAACGCAUGGGCCUUCGCAACCAACUUCGUUCCCGGAAAGUGAGCCAAGUUCUUAUCAGUAUUUGCUUCAGUAUGCGUGUAAUAAGAGAGAGAGAGAUGUUUUUUAGAUGUAAAACCUGCAAGUAUUUGUAUGAUUUACAGCUUUACUAUUUAAUCAAAUAACUCUUUUCCCCCCAA
Messenger RNA from Brassica napus (rape), 2867 nucleotides. RefSeq names its product DNA-directed RNA polymerase I subunit 2-like. Gene Ontology annotation, biological process: DNA-templated transcription. The record is from RefSeq and is a predicted model, not a curated record. Gene Ontology annotation, molecular function: DNA-directed RNA polymerase activity; DNA binding; ribonucleoside binding. Gene Ontology annotation, cellular component: RNA polymerase I complex. The transcript has 4 exons. NCBI's taxonomy places the organism in Eukaryota, Viridiplantae, Streptophyta, Magnoliopsida, Brassicales, Brassicaceae. The coding region runs from base 807 to 1382 and encodes 191 amino acids.